GGUAUCCAAACGUAUUGUAAUCGAUUAUCGUACGCAGUAAAGGAUCCGAACGCAUUGUAGCAACCGCAGACCAGUGUUUAUAGUAAAGGAUACGACGAACGCAUUGUAGUGGGCUAUCGUACGCAUUGUAAUAUUAUAUAAACUGACGAAAAGAAGCAUUUAUCUUAAUGCAGUGACAAGCACAUUUUAGAAGCGUCAUUAAGGAACCCAAACGCACAUGGAAACUGUGUCAUCAGUAGACCUACUUCGCUAAACAUAACAGCGAAAUUGUUCAGUUGUUAAUCAUGUACUUUAAUCCGCGAUAGAGUGACAAGGGGAGUGUAAUUCACGGCGACGCAGAUUAUGAAAUAUUGCUGCAGAUAAUGCGGAAACAGGCUCAUGUAACUCUUUGUAUAAAUGCACAAUAAACGAGGAUCACAUUGUAAUCAACGUAUAGCGCUACAAGGUGUUUGCUUACAAGGAGAUAACCCUUCAGCUAGGCCAUAAAAUAAAAUUAUGACGCGACGCCGGAAACAAAUACGGCAAAGCCAACACCAUCAGAAGUAACCAGACCUCGGAAUUAUUACUUUAAUAUAUCAUUUUUAUGGACGUUACGGACACAUGAUUUUGGCCAGGCCGUCGGCAAUUAGGAUAACGAUCGUGAUCCAUGGUCAACAAAGAAUAUGGCGAGUAGAGACGAUGGAUGAAAAAAUGCCACUCGCAUUAGCUAGUAGCAAAGCAAAAGGAAUGGUGUUUCAAAAUGUUGUUUCUGACACUAAUAGCACCACAGCGUCAAUAACAGACUCAAAACAGUUCUGGUAUGGACUCGGAAUUGCCAUUCCGAUAUCUUGCGCAGUUCUUGCAAUUAUCUUACUUUGCUGUUGUGGCUGUUUACGGAAGCUCUGCAUGAGGAUUUGUAAACUUAAAACAUCUUCAGAGGGAAGUGACACAAAUACAGAAACUGUUGAUAUUGAUGUAGCGGACGAACCGGAUGAGAAUUUGAACACGUCACCACCCGCUCCGGGUGGGGCAAUCGUCAAUCCUGUCUUCCAAUCAGAUUGCGACACGUUGAUGGAGGGGGCGACUGGCGCUACUGCCAUCUGAAGGAUGUAAUGAGCAAAAACAGGUGACAACGCGAACUUGGAUCAUUUCUGGGAUAUUUGGCGAUCGUUUUGCCCGAUAUGGAAUUUUGCGACACACAACAGUGGGAUGAGGUCGAAAUAAUCCAAAUUGAAGAAUACGAUAGUCUAGUAUGUCAAGUGACUUGAAUUCGAAAUGGCCACAAAAAUUGCAAUUGCGUGGAACCAUGGAUAAUACCACAGGUUGUCUUUGCAAAAUUGCAAUUUUCAGAAAUGCAACGCGACCCAAAAUAAAACCAAGCAUGGUCUCGGGUUAACAAAAAAUAUUUGCGUCACCUUACUAUUGAAAUGGGUGAAAUUGAGAACCCUUCCAAAAAAGAUGCCCAAUCACAGUACUAGAUCAUGAACCUUCACACGGCAGAUUCAACGAUCUAUUGCGAAGUAUAUGUUCGGAUGACGGAAAUCAAAGGAACGAGAGAUGCCGAAAGCUAUGAACGCAGUGGACCAGAUGACUAAACU
This is a messenger RNA of Owenia fusiformis, 1577 nucleotides long. Lineage: Eukaryota; Metazoa; Annelida; Polychaeta; Sabellida; Oweniidae. The record is from the annotation of a GenBank genome assembly.